Mizuhopecten yessoensis (Yesso scallop) is the source of this 16321-nucleotide messenger RNA. RefSeq lists its product as uncharacterized. The record is from RefSeq and is a predicted model, not a curated record. NCBI's taxonomy places the organism in Eukaryota, Metazoa, Mollusca, Bivalvia, Pectinida, Pectinidae. The transcript has 2 exons. Bases 770 to 6535 code for a protein of 1921 amino acids.
CGCCGGACCAUGACGUUUCUACUCAAUAGGCCUUAGCUGGUGUGAGGAGCCUUUUGUAUGCAAUGUUGAAUGGGGAUUGUAUGGAACUUCAAGGAGUUGUGUAACAGGGACUUCCACAUCUUCCUGUAGGAAGGAUAGAAAUAGUGGCACAUUCAUUGUACUAGCGGCACGUAGAAAUCGGGAGACAUCCUCGCUUACAAACAAGUCGGUCUCCUAGAAAUUCCAGCACUGGAUUUGUAGUAUAGCCAUGUCAGAACUAAAGGUAUCCUCUGAAAUAUCGUUUCUGUACUGAAGGGGAUUAGUAUAGGUUUGCCUGUUAGGUAAAGUGACGGAAAAUCUUACUCUUUUUUAACACGUUGAUAUAUUUACAAUGUGUAUAUAUAUAUUUGUGUGUGGAAUGUUGACGACGCCUCUUACUUGUGAUGAUAUUUGACUGCUUUUAAAACCUCUGUGCUCCAGUGGGCAUCACGGGAGUGUGAAACCUUUUUUAAUUGGAAGGAAAGGAAAUGAAAGACAGAUUCCGGGAGGGGAUAGUAUUACAACGUUUGUAUGUGGACAUGCAUGAGGGGGACCAUCGCAUGGAUGUCACAGGUAACACCUACAACUGCCACGAUUCUUCAUCAGUCGGUGCUUCUUCUCUGAUGCCCUUACACUAUGACACUGCAUUGCAUUCAUUAUGCACCACUGCAAUGACCCAGAUUUUGAUGGAGAGAUUUUCGCACUAAUUACCGCCCUGCGGCUGAUAUCAAAUUCGGAAUAAAUCGCAAAGAUGCUGUCUCCUGCCGUAGAGACUGCAGCACCCAUGGGGCAGCAAUUUUCAAUGGAUGAAGAGGGGUUAGGAACACCGGUGGGCAAGGGAAGUAACUCUUGUGGGGCCUCAAAGGAACGUACCAGUAACUCUGGACCUGACAGAGCUAGGGGCAGUGAUGACAGUGGCACAGUCACAGCUGAUGGCGGACCCUGUAUGAAGGACAAAAUUGACAACUUGAUCGAAAAUUAUCUUCUGGGAAGAGACGACAAUGAUGUUUCAAAUGAUUCUGAUGCAGAAGGUCGUUCAGAUGAACCAAAACAUGAUAAUACAGAAAUUAGUAUGAAGACUUUUGCCAAUGAAAAAUGUGUGGCAAUUGACCCACCUAGGUCAUUUGUUCGGAAGUUAUCAGAAGUUGUUCAGGCGAAAAGUGAUAGUUGCUUAUCUACAAAGACUUCUAAUGACACAGUCGCAACGGUUAAGAUUGAAUCCAAGGAAAUAAAAACGGAAGAGCAACCCUCACAAGACACACACUGUGUAAGUCAAACAACCCCUUCUCCUAUGAAGGGAGACUGUAAAGUUGAGGCGACCGAGGAGGUGGAGAAAAAGAAGAAACUGUCUGUAGACUCUAGCCAGAACAGUAAUGUGACAACGUUUCAGACUUUAAUAGAGAAAGUGUUAAAUAAUUCUCUGCCAGAUUUGAAUAAAGAACCAAGUGAAAAGACAAAUAUUCUUGAAUUAAGUGAUCAAUCUGCCAGGCCUUCAAACACACCACCUGCUCAAGCAGGCAUGACAGAGAAGGAACUCAACGACAAAUCACCGCCAGAGCUAGGAGAUAGCAGUGCUAAAUCUUUGUCAAAUUCUCAACAGCGACAAUCAAACAGCAUUGAGGAUAUGAGUAUAUCAAAACGCAAGCUAGUGUGCUUAAAGGACCAUAUUGAGAGAGUGUUGGAGAAAAGUUAUAAUAGUAUUAAUAAAAAGGAUGAAAAAGAUCAAUUAGAUGCUAACGAACGAUUCAAAAACCAGUUGGAUGAAAGUCAGCCUUCAGUAUCGGCGACAAGGGUUGAGAUUAGCCAAUCAAAUCCAGGGAAAAGUACAGACAGUAAUGGAUUUAAUGCACAAGAAAUGGUAGAUACUGUGAUUGAUCAAACAAAAGUAGUGAAUAAACUUUUGUCUCCUUCAAAGGAGAGUGCAUCAAAAGGGGAGGUAAUUGAACAGCAAGGAGAGAAAAGUAGUUCUAAUCAGGAACAAGGACACUCCAGUUACAACCAGAUGGGAAAUAGUCCUGCAAGUGCCAGGCGACAUGGUGAGAAUGGUGCUGGGUCAGAUAUAGACAGGGCAAACACAAAUUAUAGUACUGAUAGUACAAGACACUCUGAACAAAUGAACAAAGCUCUGAUGCAGGGCAUGGAAAGACUUCAAACACAUGUAGAGGAAACUGUAGCCAACCUAGGUCGCAAAAUGAUGGAACGACCAAAUAAGGAUGUGGAAUCUUCUUGGAAGGAAAUACAUGACUCACCACAUGGUUACAGUUCAGGAUAUCCACAAGAGCGCCACAUGCGGCCCCAUCUGCCAUAUCCCAUUGAUAAGACAUGCAUGCCAUAUCUUGGACGGCCCAAUCCUCCAUUCCACAGUGUUGGUGGUCCCAUGCAAGGUGGCCCUAUGGUUGGGGGUCCUAUGAGCGGAGGUCUUAGCAGUGCAAACAGGCCACCAAAGGAAAUGAUGCCAGUCUCCCCACAAUAUCCAAACAACUCACAUUAUCCAUACCCCGGCAUGAUGCAUUCACCCAGUUUACCGCGACAGUUGUCACCAAGACAACCAAUUCCUCAACAACAAUCACCAAGGCAACCAUCACCAUCAACAUCUUCUCAAGUGCCAAAAAAGAUGUCGCCCAAUUGUGACUCACGUCAAAUGUAUGGGCAGCAUCAUCAAAUGCACCAUAUGGGGGCAAACCAAACAAGUCCCCAUCAUACACAACACCGUGAUGGAGGGCUUCAUCGCGAUGGAGGAUCUCAUUCAUCAUCUUCACGAGAGUCUGGGAAUCAUGUUGGACAUCAAAUGUUACGAGAACAUGCUUCCCAUCAUGCACCUGUGUCAUUAAGAGACUGUGCCACACAUGUGGGUGGCCAUUCUCAAAUGGCUGGAAGCCACAAUCAUCAUCAUCAACAACACCAUGGGGCUAAUGGCCAACAGAUAUCAUUACGUGACUGUCAGUGUGCAUCAUGCGACUCAAGACAAGCUCGUAAACCUGACACAAAGGAGGGAUAUUCACAACAUCCUGCAGAAUAUGGCUCCCUUAAACCUGGGCAUAUAUCCAGUGGAUCACCAUACCACCCUCAACCUGCUACAAUGCGACCUCCUGCAGCAGAACAAAUGUCUCCACAUGCAAAUAUGCAGAAACCUCAGGACAAAGAUAACAACCCUAAAAUGUCAGUUUCCUCUGCAAUGGCACUCGGCCCCACUCCGCCACUUACAUAUUAUCAACAAUCCCAACAACAACAUCCAUUCAAAAUGCCUCAGCUGUAUCCUUCAAAUCCACCUAUUUCAUCCCCGCGAGAAUACAGCCGAAUGAUGGCACAGAAUUCUCCAGGUGCAAUGUCACAGGUGUCCCCACAGGGUGGUAAUCCAGCGAUGUGGAAGGCAUCCGAGCGUGAAUUGAAACAGCAGCAGCAGUUGCCACCAUCUGUUGCUGGGCAGUUCUCUCCGAUUACUCAGCACAAACUUCAGCAGCAGCAACAGCAGCAACAGCAACAGCAGCAGCAACAGCAACAGCAACAAACUAGUCCUCUACCAUAUCCUCCUUCUCAACAUCCUCCCUAUCACCCUCCGCAUCCUCAACUCUCACCACAUUAUAAACGAGAUGGUCCCAAUAGGGGAGAUAACUUCUGGACAAAGGCGGAGCCAGGCGAGGUUCAAAACCAUGACAGCCAUUAUGGUUCCCAUGGUGAACCCCCACCAAAGCCCAAGGAUGUCCCUCCUGUCCUUGACCUGUCUGUCAAGAAAAAGGAGGAGGGGAAACCUACCGGGGAUCAACCUCUUGAUCUGACCUGUAAAUCCCAGAAAUCACAAUCAUCCUUGUAUGACAAUCAAGAUUCACGUGAACGCGAUAGAGGUGGUCUUCGUACCAAUGUCCCAUAUAGUGCAGCUAAUGACAUGAAAUUUAAUUCUCCGUCGCGCAACACAUUUCUUCACCAGCUUGAAAACAGUGUGCAAAGACUCAUCCGGGAACGCAAGCCACCAGGGAGGAGCUCUGAGGGGACUGGCUAUCAUCCCCAACAGAGUCCACAUCCAGUGGAACACCAGAGUCCAAAGCGAGCAUUGCCACCACAGGUCAGGGGCCUGGAACAGGGAGCCAACCCUUCUUAUACUGUUCAUAGUCAUCAAGAUCACAGUCAAGGUCACCACCAAGCUCACAGAGAAAGAAGUUCUUCACACCCAAUGUCUGUCGCUGCUAGUGCUAGUAAGUUGCCGCCACCACUAAUGCCAGCGAUUUAUGCGCAAGGACCUAACAGCAUGCCAUACAACAGUUCCAGUCAAACACCGAGGGGGCCAGAGUUGUCUCCCCGUGGCCCUGUGUCACAGACAGACAUGUCAACUGGACAUCUCCAGUCUGUGGCCCAGUUACACGGAGGUCCAAUGUCACAGCAACCAUCACAGAACUUUCAUCAUCAACAUCAGCCUACAUCACAACAAUACCCAAUGCAAACUCCACCCUCUUCUCGUCAACAGGCCCAUCAGAACAUCAGUCAGAACCAUCACUCUAGCUCCACCCAGCAACCAUAUCCACAGCAGCAGCAACAACAGCAACAACAGCAACAACAACAACAACAGCAGCUGCAGCCACCAUACUCACAACAAAAUUCUCAUAAUCAACAGCAUUCAUCACCAAAUUUUCCACAACAUAGAGCACAUCAUCAACAGUCACAACAACUAUCACAGCAACCAUCUCAGCAACAACAAUCUGAACAACAGUACAUGCAGCAAAACAGACAGGAGACGUCCUCCCCAAAUGAUGAACAAUCACGACAAGGAUCAAAACGGUCCAAUGUGUCAAAACAUGAACCGAUCCAGAACAUCAUUGGUAAUCACUCACCCAAUGAUAUUUUGUAUCUCAUCUGUAGACUUUGUGGACAGACCUAUGGUAGUCCAUAUGGAUUCCGCAAACACUUCCGCAACCAGCAUGGAUUUGAACCUCGUGCUGAACACACAAUUGUGCAGACAAUUUCUGCCACCAAGCGAACAUUAAAUGCACCACCACAAGUGGGUACAUACAAUAUACAGCAGGCAGCCUCUCCACAACAAAUACCUCCACGACAUCCUAUGGAACCAGCAUCUGUGGCACCUGUACCGCCUCAACCACCGGCCAUCUUUGUCACAGGACCUAACACUCAAAACAUGACCGUGCAACAAUCCUCCCAAAAUGUUCCUGCUGAAACUGUUAACACAAGUUAUAAGAGUGGCAGAAUCUCCUCCAGAGACUCCAAUUCAUCAAAUUCUGAGCCUAGUAAUGAGGACCCGUCUCCUCACAACAUCAAUAUGAACGUAUUGGUGGUAAAGGACAAUGUACAGUCAACAAACAAGGAACGAAACACACCCAACGCCGAGCCAAGUCAAACCAUCGAAAGUUUGAGAGACAGCGUUAAAAGUGAAAUUCACAAUACACAAAGUCCUACUGAACGUAAACGAAUGGAAUGUCCAGAAUGUGGACAAACAUUCCAGCUUAAUGAUUUUGGUUUGUUUAAACGUCAUUGUCGACAACAUGGCCAGCCAAAAAUUCCUCGACAGCUUGGCUCUGCCGGCGAAGCUCAAGUGUCAUUUUCUGACCAAGUUUCAUCGAGUCGUGACCUAAAUUCCUCCAGCCAGAAUGAGACUGGCACUGAUAUGUCAACUGUGUGUAAGUUUUGUAACAUCCCUUUUGCCACACCUUCCUUCCUACAAGAUCACGUUUUAAACGUUCAUCCAGAUAAAACAAGAAGUCAACAACAACAGGAAAGUGACAGUAACCAUAGUGAUUGUCAAGACUCGGUCAUAAUCAAACCUUUAACGCCUUCUGUUGUCAAAAAAGUUCCCGCAGAAUCAGCAACAAUCAGUGUCAGUCCUGACAGUAGUUGUGAACCACAGUCUAUACAGGAUGCCAAAGUAUCGGAGUCUUACGAGGACAGGCAAAUGCCUGUCUUGAAGAAACAAAUAUCAACAACUAGUUCAGUAGAAAGUGAUUCAAAAAAUGAAAAAAAUACUGAUGAUACAGACAUUAAGAUCCAAAAUAGUGACUCACACAACGCAAAAAGUCCAGAAAGUGUUGAUCGUCAGAUAAGCAGCGAAUCGGGAUCGUUAAUUGAUAACACUGACGAAAAGUCAUGUGACUAUUCCAUGGAUAAUGUCAGCUAUAUGCACAAGAAAUUCAGUUCACAUCGAAAUAAGCGAAAACACAAUGUGUCAUCUGCUGAUACAACAACAACAAACAAACAGUUAAAAAUAAGUUCUGAUUUUGUAUCCAGUGCUAAAAGUCCAGGUAGUGUGAACAGUCCUAGUGCUUAUUCUAGUAACAGUUAUGACUCGGAGACUUCAAACAUGAUGGAAAUCUCCUCAAAUGAGGUGGGGGAAAGUGAAAUAGGUUCUGAAAUGGACGGUACAGACGACAAACAUUCCAAGCUGAUGGUUAAGAUAAAAUGUGGCGCAGAUGGGAUUAAGAACAGAGCUGAAGCUCGUCAUCAGCUUCCCUUUGUUUGGGACCGAGUGACAAGGAGCCAAGCAGGCAAAAACAUUCGACGAAAUGAAUUUCACUAAUCAAGGAUUAUAACUCACUCUUAUCAAAUGGGAUGUUACCGAGGUUCAUCGAACAAGGAAAGGGAAUUAAGUUACUGUUUCAUAGAAAGGAAGUAACUCUGAUUGUUAAAAAUUACUCACUUUUAAAGGGAAGAUAGUGUGUAUAUCAUAACCCAAGGGAAAUAACUCUUUGUGAAUCCAUCUUUUCUUACAUAUAUAAUUCUAACAAGAGAUAUCCGUGGAUUAUCUAACAAACAAUUCUGACGUGCUAAAGCGAUCGAUUUGAUAGUUUGUGGAUGUUUUGAUUGAUUUUAUAUCUAACAAGGGGAUAUGUUGAAUUUUGUUGCUAUGUGAUUUCUUUAAAUUAUUUAUCGGAAUUUGGAUUAUUUUAAAAAGGAUUCCUGACAUUCGUAUAUUGGAUUAAUGUGUAAUCAUCAGUUAAGUGUCAUCUCAAGGGAGGCAACCUCUUUUUUCCUUUUCUUUCUGAAGCUAUGAAAAGUGUGUGGGUUCAAUAAUUGAAGCCUGCAAAGCUCCAGAUUGGAUUUAAUGUGAAGAUUCUUGUUGGUUGAAAAAGGAAUUUGUUAAAGAAUUCCGGGGAUAUGUGCUAUUUUCUGUUUAAAAAUUGUGUAACCAGAUAACAGAUACUGCCAAAAACAUGGAAAGUGAUAAUUUUCCUACCUAAAUGUGGAUUACUAUAUAAAUUAGUAAGUGUCUGAUACAUUACCUAUUGAUGAUAGAUAGAUAUACAUAUAUAUAUAUAUUAUUGUGUAAAUAUUGUUAUGAUUUUUAUGAGUGUAUGAAAAAAAUAGUCAAAGCACAAUCAUGUUGUUUACAUGGUUAAAUACUGAAAUAUACUCUGGUACAUGUAGGUACUUCAGUAGGGCUAGAUGUGUACUUGGCUGUAUACUAAAUGUAUACUCCUGAACAUGAAUAUACUCUAGAAGGGUUAAAUGUGUACAUGACAGUAUACUGAAUGUAUACUCCUAUAUAUGAGUAAACUAGAGUAGGAUCAUGUUGUGUACCUAGUAGUAUACUGAAUGUUUGCUCCUGAACAUGGACACUCUCUGGUAGGUUAGAUGUGUACAUGGCUGUGUGCUGAAGGUAUACUCCUUAACAUGGACAUUCUCUUGUAAGUUAGAUGUGUACAUGGCUGUGUGCUGAAGGUAUACUCCUGAACAUGGACACUCUCUGGUAGGUUAGAUGUGUACAUGGCUGUAUGCUGAAGGUAUACCCCUGAACAUGAAUAUACUUCAGUAGGUUUACUGGUUAAUAUACUGAAGAUCGACAUAUAAAGCCUUUUUUUUUCCACCAAAGUUUGAAAAAAAGAUUUUACGAUGCAAGUGCAGGAAAUGACAGGUUCACUGUAUGGUCAUGUAAAUCAAUUUGUCAAUAUAUUGUAUACAGAUAAAAGUAUGUACUUCCAGUACACUAUUAUAAUAUGCUGAAAGUAUACUCAUGUGUACAAUUUAAAACUGAAAGUAUACUCAUGUGUACAAUUUAAUACUGAAAGUAUACUCAUGUGUACAAUUUAAUACUGAAAGUAUACUGCUGUGUACAACUUAAUAUUUAAAAAUUCACUCCUCCAGCAAUUGAAUACUAAAAUUAUACUCCUGUACACAAUAAUAUACUCAAAGUAUACUCUUCUACACAGCUUAACACGUGGAAUAUAUAUUCAUGUUUACAGUUAAUACUGAAAGUAUACUCCUAAACAUAAGUUAAUACUGGAAGUGUACUUUUUAACAAUUUAAUAUUGCAAAUGUAUUCCUCUACACAAUUAUCUGUACAUACUUAAUGUAUACUGCUGUACAACAUACUGAAACUAUACUGUACAACUAUACUGAAACUAUAUUCCUAUACACAACUUUAUACUUGGGAGUAUACUGUUUUUACUUUAAAAUUCAAUACUCUUGUACAGGUUAUACAGAAAGUUCCUGUACACAACUUACAACUGAAAGUAUACUCAUGUACACAUCUUACUACUGAAAGUAUACUCCUGUACACAACUUACUACUGAAAGUAUACUCAUGUACACAACUUACUACUGAAAGUAUACUCCUUAACAUAGCUUCAACUUGGGAGUAUACUCCUAAACAUCCAUUCACACACUGGAUUCCUCAACAACCAGUGAGCUGCUGCGACGUACCUACGAUUCAACGAACGAAAGACCAGUAGAGUUGUUUUAAGAUUGUAUACAUUGUCCAUUUUCAAGGUUGAAGUUUUAGGCAUUGUUGUGUGAAUGUACAUGUGUGGGUGUAUGCAUCGGUGUGUUUGUGUGUUUAAUCCAUCUUUUUGACAAAUCUUGUUUUAACAAAUUUUUGAGAUGUUACAAAUAGAUAAUCUGUUGAUUAUUUAUCAAGCCACAGGUUUGGUAUUUUGUAGGAUAUCACUGUUAUCAUCAAUGUUCUUUGUUUUGUUAGUCAUGUCCUACACUAGUAUUGUUUUUCAGUCAUGAAAUGACGCAUCGCAUCCUCAUCCCCAUUACUUACACAUGUUAUCGUGUGCUGUGACAGUGUUCACUUUAAUCUUUUUCUGAGAAUUACUGCUUUGAAGCGGUUCAAUCUAGCUGCAAAGUUGCAGGCCAAUAUUUAGCUGCUUUUUUACUGGGUAAUUGUAUUGCAAACAUUUCAGUCUAUGUUUGCAGGAAAUGAAUGCAAUAUUGUUUAUGAUAAUAGAACUACAUUGAUAAAAGCAUGCUUAAUCAUGCUUAAUUCUUUGUUUAUAAAUUCAUUUACAAUUGAAUUUGUUAUCAUUUAUAAAAGUUUUAGGCAGUAGUUAAAAAUUAUACUUUUUCCUGAAAAUCAAUGAGAUAUUUUUUUUAAAUGUUUUGAAAAAACAGGAAAGACUACUUAACAAUUCUUGUUAGUGAAUAAAAUGUUCCGCCUUGAUGCUGACACGAGAUCCAUGUUUCUGAAAUUUGAUUUGAACAUGUAAUUAGUCUAAUUAUAGUAAAUGCCAUAAUUUCUGUUUAGAAAUUAGGUUUGAAGCCAAGCCCAAUGUUUAACGCAGGUGCCGAUGAUCAUUUCAUGAUUAUUGAGUCACAUUUUGAGGUCGCUUUUCUCUGAAACGAGCAGAGUUUACCAUAUUUGUCUUGGAAAAUUUCAUUAGGGGAAUAGGGCAAGGUUAAUUGCCUUCCCUGACGAUGAAAAGGUAUUUCUGUCACAUAUAGGUUUGUAAAUGGAGGGUUGCUGUUCUGACUUAAAUAAAAAUCACUUAACAGGGUUAAAUGUUCACCUCCACAGUGACAUGAAUUUGAUUAUACCACACCGUAAUACUUGAUUUAUGGCUCAAGGGGAGUAACUCUAUGAAAUUAUAUAAAAUUUAAACCUAAAUAUCUUAAGAUAUAAUAAUCCUCAAAUUUUACAUAUCAGAAAAUAGCAGUGUGUAUAUAAUACUUGUAAUUUCCCUUUAGUGUCUUGCCCAGUUUCCUUGAUGAAAAUCUUAAUAUGCUUUAUAUAUAGAUUUGUUACCAGCUAUUUCACAGAUUUGGUUUAAGGUAGCUAUUGAUACUGACUCUUUUGUUAGGUAAUUGAACAUUGAACUACUGACGUCUUGCUUUUAACCCUUUCACCCCUAUGUAACUUUCGUAGACUCUACCAAGCAUUGAUAUGGAUGAGUCCAUUAUGGUUUACAGUGGUGAAAGGGUUAAACUAUGACAGAGAAAUUUCUAUACAUAACUUUUUCUUUCAUAAACUAUCUUUAUCUGUGCAAAUGAAUUCGGUUGACCACCUAAACCUUUAAUGCUACAAAAUUGGUGCCACUCAAUACACACUGGUCUUAAACUGUUGUGAUCCAAAGAGAAAUUGAAAUUAAAAAAAAGAUAAUCUUUUUGUGCAUUACUUAAACUAGGAGUGCCACAUUCCAUGAAAUAAUUGCACUGCAAGGUUUAAAAUACAACAUAAAAGGUGUGUAUUUGUAUUGAAUCUGAACUUUGAUUUCAAUGGUACAGAAUAAAUAAUGAGACAUUUGAGAGACAUUUUAAAAUUUCUGUUUAAUGAAAUCUAAAUUUUUGUUAAGAACGUCCUUAAAUUUCCUUUUUAGAAAAGUUUGAGUGCAUUUGUCAAAUCAAAUAUGAUACUGUUAUUUUAAAUGUGUUGAAAGUCGAGGCAAAACAUACAGACUUCAGAAGUAUGUAUUCUUAUUUUUAUUUUUUUGGGCGAUUUAAGCAUUGCUCUAAUUUAUGAUUGCUCUAUUCAAAGUUUCUGUAUAUAUAGUUUUGAAUGGCAAAUAUUGGUAGUUCAGUAACUCAUCAUUGAUCUAACCUGUUAAAAAAAAAAAAAAACUAAAUUCUGAGUCUGCUAAAAUAAGUACUCUAACAGUUACUAUAAAUGUUUAGGAAAAAAGAUAUUGUUUCAUUUGUUUUAUGAAAUUAUGGUGCAUUGUAUACGCAUUGUUCCACAUUUUUAAGAUGAUUUAUCAAGUAUUACUGUUGUAAGACUCUCUUCAGCAGUUUAGUGGACUGUUGGCAGUACCAAGUUACAUUAGAACUUAUUGUUGUACUUAUUCAUGUUUACAAAUGUCAUAUUUUUGCAUGAGUAAUUUAAAAAUGGGUUCUCACUGAUUUUCUGAUAUCAUUAACGUGUGAUGUGUAAGUCAUGUUGUAACACACUAACACCAGAUAUAAUACCAUGGGAGGGUUGGGUGGCGCAGUGGGUAAUGCACUUGCCUUUCACCAAGGCAGCUGGGGUUCAACUCCAGUUUCCUCCCACACUGACUCUUGGCACACUAACAUGUAGGCCAACACACGUGGUUAGUGUCAGUUGGAAUAACUUGUUUCAUUAUUGUUGUAAAAUGAAUAAUGUUUAUAUAUAAUAGCAUUCAUAAAUUAAUGUAUUAUGAAAUAAUGCUGUUUUUUUUUAAAGAUUCUAAAUCCCAUCCCAAUUGGCUGUAAACUAACCAGUGGCUCAUGGUGUCUUUGUUUAUAUAAGGCUGGUCUAUUUUCAAAUCCAAGGGUUCUCAACUUCUACCUUGCCUUGACUUGUGUACAGUCUAUAUAUGACCACAGCUAUACAUCUUACCUUCAGUAAAUAGGAUGAGCCUAUUAAUAGUUUAAAAGAUGAUAUUUAUUUGACACCCAGUAAAUACAACUACGUUAUAUGAGCCUUUACAAAGUCUGAAACUUAUAUUUUUAAUUCUAACAGUAACCUUUAGAAUUUUCACCAUUGGUGAUAUUUAUUGGAAGUUCAGAACUUGAAUGUUUGAAAAAAUAAACGCUUCAUGUCAAGAAUAUUGCCAGAAAUCAGUGAGAACCUAAAGAAUUAUCAUAAAACCAGGCCUGAUGAAUCUGACACUUAAACAACUUUCUCCCAUAUCUGCAAUAGCUUAGCAACUGUGUACUUUAAUGUGUUCUAAUAACAUGAAAAGAGUUUAUUAUAUUAGCCACUUCACUACACAUGGGAUUAAUGCUUGUGUGUGUUUUUGUCAGUAGAUAUUCUGACCUUUUGAUCAGACUGCUUUUUCUCAGCAAUGUCUGCAUAGGGAACAGUACUAUUCCUGAGCAGUUAGGUGAUUAAAUCACAGAGUGACAUUCAGUAAAGUAGCAUUUUAACAUAUAAUUGAUGAAACUACAAUUGAAUUACAUACAAAAUUUUCUUUUUCAUUUCCCUAUUUGAUCCAUGAGGCUUUAAGCAAAAAAUGUGUACUCACUUGGAUCAAGUUAGUGAUAGUUCUAUGUUUUAAGUAUCACACUUAAGGGAGUUCUGUGUUUAAGUGUCAAACUAGAGAGGAAGUAGUGUUAAAAGGUAGGAGAAAUCUUCGUUCAGCUAUUUACAAGGUAUAUGGAACUCUAUGAGUAAAAACCAAACUAAAAAGAAAUCCUGUGUAGUAUCAAACUAGAUAGAAAUUCAAAGAUGAAGUUGGAUGGAAAAUCUGGAUUCAGGUAUCAAACUAUAUGGAGUUCUAUUUAUAAGAAUAAAACUAGAAGAGAAUUUUGUGUUUAAGAAACAGUGAAAUUACAUUUUGAAGUGUGAAACUAGAGAGGAAUUGGUUUAAAUAUCCGGUGUAAAGAGAUUCUAUGUUAAAGUAUCAAGCUAGGGGGAAUGGUAAUACAUAUGUACAACUUGAAGAUAAUGAAAUGUUUUGAAAACUCGAGUUAUAUAAUCUACAUAUUUAUGGACUUAUAGAUAGACAGACCAAGUGAUGACUAUAGGGCAUAGAAUAAUUAACUAUAUCACUGUCUUCUACCUUAUAAAGAUUCCAGCCCCCUCCGAGUGGUCGUAAAUCUUUCGUUCUCUAAAUGAUCUUGUUUCAUUGCUUUUAACACUAGGCAUCUUUCAAAGCACACACAUAGGCUGGAACAUCUAACACAAGAAAAAAUUUGAAAGAAAAAUUUCAAUAUUUUAAAAAUGAUAGGCUGGUAAUGCAAGUUUGAUAGCAAUCAUAAUAAAUUGGUUUUGAUCACUGGGACUUUCUGAUAUCAGACCGGUCUAGAAGGUGAUUUUGGUUGUUUCUUAGAGGGUUCUAAUAAAAAAGGUUUCUUUUGUAAAGGUAUAUAAUUUGUAUAGAAACAUUGAUCAUUGGUUUUCAUGGGUUCAGCAUAUCUCCAUGUGUUUAUGUUUUUAAGAUUUAUGUUUCAGAAUAAUGGCAGCUUAAUAUCAGUAACCGGUAAAAACUUAAUUUGAUAUUGUACCAGACAUAAUUCAUCUUCAAAUAGGAAGAUCAUGAUUUAACUUAACGUUACGCAAUGUUUGUUUUUAUUUCUAUUGCUGUUUAUGGUUAAAUAUCACAUAUUUUUUUUAUGAAAUUAAAAUUUUAAUGAGAGAUGUAGUACAGUGAAAAUCCUUGACCUGUUACAUUCUUUUAUAAUGUCCUUAGUGAUGACCAUCACCCACCCCAUUUCUAGGUAUGGUUGUAAAACAACUGUCAUGAGAGUUGUUAAUUAAAGUUUUUCAUUUUAUUGAACAAAAUUAAAACAUAAAAAUGAUUGAAGGUGCUAACAUGAUGAUUUUAUAGGAUAAGUGUUUGUACUGAAUUUACAGAAUUGAGGUGUUUCAUUGUUUCUGUUUUAUAGAAAUGAUACCUGGCAAUUUACACUCACCUGUUGACAAGGCAAGACUUUUUUAUGUAGUUAUUAUUUCUGAAAAUAUUCAACGAAAUUAUUAAACUACUGCAAAGUUGCUAUAGAAAUUGUGUUUCAGUUUAUGUAGCCUUAAGAUAUCUUUUUCAUAUAAUGACAAAUUGAACAAGAUAUCUACGUAUAAAAAUAAAUUUCCUGAAGAAAACCGGUGUACUUUUGUUAAUCAAUUGAAUUUUGAUUUCAUUUGUUAUUCAUUUUUAAAUAGAAAUAUACUCAGAAUUUAUAAAUUAGAAUGACAGAGCAUGUUUUUAAGGAAAAAUAGAGUUGUAUAUUAAGUUUCAGAUGAUUUACCUGAUGUAGGAGGUGAUCAUCAACUUUUAUAAAUUCCUGUUAAAAUUUGAGAGCCUUUUUUAUUUCAAUCGUAAUAACAAUGAGAUAUAUUGUUUGUAUAUCAUUGAUGAUCUGAAGAAUUUACUUUGUUAGGUGAAUUCUUGCUGAUUUGUUUGUUUUUAUCUUAUUAUCAUUAUUUUCUUGUUAAAAUUAUAAAUGGCAAAAUGAAAUACAUAGAAUAUUAUUCAUGGGACAAUCUUGUUGCAUUUUGAGAGGCUUCAAAACUUCAAAAUGUGUACUUAAGGCAGAUUCACCGAUAGUGUGAAUCUGUUUUAAUUACCAUGGCAAAAAUAUCUUUAAAAAAUAAUGCUUUCUGUCUUACCAGUAGAGAAAAAUUAGCAGGAAUUCGUCUAAAAUCCCAAGGUUUUUUUCUUGAAUCAAAAUACAUAUAUGAACAAGGGAUCGCAGUACGGAAGUUGUCAUUAUAAAAGAUGUAAACUUAUUGGUGUCCUCAGAAUGAAACAUUAAAGAAUUUAUAAAUAUAUCUAUUUAAUUGUUACAAGGUAUGUUUUGUAGCUUUCCUAUAAUUAGACGUAAGUGUUUAGUUAUAAUAUGCAUGUAUUACUUGAGAUACCACCUAACUAGUCAGGUUUGGGGUGAAAUAUGUACAGUGACUUUUCCAGUCCAUGCAAGACACAUGUUUAAAUCCUUGAAAUGCAAAUUUUUAGGUACUAAUUUCUCAAAUAGCAAGACUUUGGUGUAAAUUGCAUCAUAUCUGUGUUUGUACAUGUUUGGAGAUUAAUGGGCAGAUAAUUAUAUUUAUAUUAUGAAAUAGUUGACAGAUGAUCAUCUGUCCCAUUUCACUUUUAAAAUUAAUAUUGAAAAGAAAAGAGAUUUUGUGUUGUGGUGACGUAUGGACAGUUGUGUGGACUAGAUUUUUAUUGUGAUUCUAUAAUUGUGAUAAAUGUUUUAACACAAGACUAAAGCUAUUGAUAUCAUAUGUAUUACAAAAGUGUCACUUGCAUAUAUAGAGGUUAUAACAGUAAUCACAGGGGCCGCAGUAGGGCUUAGUAGGAGAAAAAAUUACUCAAAACUAUUUUAUUAGUUUGACAAGUGAUAUUCCCUUGUUAUUAUGACUAGCAAUGAAGGUAGACAAACUACACAAAUAAUUAAUGAGAUGAAGAGGCAGUAAUAAGUUGGACCAUUUGACCCUAUGACACAUUUCAUGUUUUUAAGCAGUAAGAAAUAUAUCUACAUUAGAGUCUCGAUAAUUCUGCCAUCUUCCUCUGAGAAAAAGGGGGCUUACACUGGAUGAAAAUAACACUAACUAGAGUUAUCUCCCUUACAAACUUAUUACAGUUAUUCCACUUAACAAAUCGUUAGCAUGUCUUAAAACUAAAAUUUGCUUCUUGUUAUCAAUACAUGUAUUCUUUGCCUACUUGUCAAAUGUGGUGUGGAACCAUUUCCAAAUUACUAUUUGCAAAAGACAUGAUUUCAGAUGUGGACCUCUCCAGGAACGGAAAUAUGUUUCACUGUUUCGACUUUAUAUCUGUGCAUACUGGUAGUGUGAUCUUCCAGAUACCAUUGCUUUUAAUUUUCUGACAUGGUUGAUUUUAACACCAUUUGUCAAAUAACAUUGUUAAAAUGAUUUAAUUAAAGAAUUUGUUGUUAAAAUGAAUUGAUUAAAGAAUUUGUCACAGCUUCUAAAUUUGUAUUGACAAAAUUCUUGUGUCAUUGUUCAAACUAGCUAUUUUUCAUCCGUCAUCUCUAUUGAUAGUCAUGUGGUCAGUCAUAUGGGUAGUCAACAGUUACCAAUCAUGUGGUGGAUCAUGUGAUUGGUCAACAUUUAUCAUUCAUGUGGUCAAUCAUUUGAAAUGGUCAGCAUUUAUCAGUUGAGAGCACCAGGUAACUGCUGGACUGGUCAAAUUCUAUGUAUUGUAAAAUGGUAAAUAGAAUAUUCAUGGUGCUAAAAAAAAUCCAUUUUUUUCAUCGUAUCAUGAUAUAGUUUUUUGACCAAUGGUCCUUUUUCUUCUGCAUUUUAAGACUUGCCUGCUUUAGUCCUGAUUUCCUUUAGAGAGUUCUCUCUCAGAUUAACAAUGUGCUUGUUAUCUAUAUAGGUAUGAAUACUACGUGUGAAUUUUAGGCAAAUGUGGUUGUUUACAUGUGUUGAGUGUGUUUUAAAUGUUUAAAUGUAGAAAUUACUGUUAUAUGUAACACAGAAUCCUAUAAAUUAUAACUAUUAAACGUUUCAUACAAUGAAAAAAAAAAACUAUUGCUCAAAGCAAAAAUGUCAUCCUUUAAAAGAAUUUUGUUUUUGUUUUUAAUACAAUGCAUUUAUCACUACUUAUAUAUGUGAGGAAAUUGUUGUAUAUUCAUUUUUUGCUUGCCAAAGGCAUUCAUCUUUCAUUUCUUUUUGUUUUGUUGGACGAUUCUAUUGGGAUGCAAUAAAAUUGUUUGUAACUGAA